Messenger RNA from Rhodamnia argentea, 1118 nucleotides. RefSeq lists its product as uncharacterized. The record is from RefSeq and is a predicted model, not a curated record. The coding region runs from base 436 to 969 and encodes 177 amino acids. NCBI's taxonomy places the organism in Eukaryota, Viridiplantae, Streptophyta, Magnoliopsida, Myrtales, Myrtaceae. The transcript has 2 exons.
UCUCUCUCUCUCUGUGCCAAACUCAUCUGUGUCAUGGACAUUUUCUGAAGCUAAAUUUAGCAGUUUUCUUUCCAUACAAGGCCAAGACAAUUUUUGUGCACAAGCUAGAGAGAGAGAAAGAGAGAUGGGAGUUAAGGGGGAAACACCAGAGGUGAUUGUCUUGGUCAAGAAACAAUAAUAGACAGCUUUCCCAUGAUGUCAUGCUUUGGCAAAGCUUGUUUACUGGUUGAGUUCUGUGGGGAUGGUGUAAAGCCAACAGACUGAAUGUUAGGCUUGUUUUGGUGUCACUGGACUUGGAUUAUGAUCCCCCCACCUCUAAAGGGGCUUGAUUCAAGAGCAUCCUCACCGAAUCCGCUCGCCGGUCUCCGGAAUCGCUCGGUUUCGACAUUCAUGAGUUGCUGACACAGGAAGCCCUGGUAUCAGAGAGCAAUUCAGAUGGCAACCCUAUGGAGAUCAACCAUGUCUAAGCCCACAGAAAUCCCCUUGCCGCCCACCGCCACCUUGUGGAAGACCAUCACGAAGUCCGCGGAAGUCCCGAUCCCGGCCCCGACCUCGCACCGGCAGAAGCUGCGGAAAUGCAACUCCCUGAGGGUCGCCACGUCGUUCACCCGGGUCUGCCUCUGCGCGCCCAUCUCCUCCUACAACGAGGUUUUCAAGGCCGAAGUCCCGCCUAGGCGAAGCAACAGCUACCCGAGGUCAAAGUCGAUCUCCACCUCGCACGAGCGGAUGUCAACGUCGCCGCCGCCGGUCGCGUUCCGCGCGAGGCCUAGCAUCGAGGGGAGGAGGGUGUUCCGGGGAAAGUCAUUGACCGACGACGUGCUGAUGAGGAGGUUCGUGGUGGAAGAGGAGGCGAUGAUGCAAGUCCGGAGGAGGAACCAAAUGGAGGUCAUCCGGCGGAGGAGCAUGAUGAGACGGAGGAAGAUCGGCCCGAGCCGCCUUAGUCGAAUGGUCAUGGCCGGGGCUGAGUGAACAAAUUUCAAGUUUUUCCUCUUCUUUCCCAUGAUCAAUCCAUCAACAAACAGAUAAGCUUUCUAAGAUGGCUUGAGCUGUGAUUGUCCUCCAUCUUCACAUGUGGGAUUGGUUUCUAAUUUGCCUGUGGUAAAAAUUGAUUCCAUUAA